AUGAAAAUGGGAUCAUCGAAGCGAAAAUCUUCCUUCCGUAUCGACGAUAUCCUGCACCAUCAGCGUGUGGAGCAGAACCGGCUGUACCAGCACGGAAUGCGGCAUGCGUCCCCAAACAGUCCCGCCAGCCCAGCGCAUCCAGGACUUCCGGAGCCAGGCGGGAGUUCGUCGGUUAACAUCGGAACCACCAACUAUGGAUCGCUGGCGGGUCAAACCGUACCGGCCGACCUUAGUCCGGUAGGGCCACGCAGUCACUCGUCGCCCUCACCCAGCAUGGCCCAACACAGCCCCCUGGGGCUCACCGGACCCCCACCUCAAUCUUCCACACACGGCACACCACGUGCGGAGUCGCCGAAAAAACCGACUGCCAUGUAUCCCGGAUUGCUGGACUUUUCCAAGAACGUCAUCCCGAUUCCGCUACAGUUCGGUGUUCCGACGUUUAGCCCCCUUAAUGCCGCCUAUCUCGAGCACUAUGCGUCCGUGUUGCACAAAGCUUCCCCUCGUGUUUGGCCGUUCUACCCCCAUCCGUACAGCUACCUACUUCCCGGUUGCGGUUCGAAACGCAAGGGUGGCCAGGUCCGGUUCACGCCACAGCAGACGCAAAGCUUGGAGAAGCGGUUCUCCAACCACAAGUAUCUCUCACCGGAAGAUCGGCGGAAUCUGGCGAUCCAGCUGAAGCUCAGCGAUCGACAGGUGAAAACAUGGUUCCAAAAUCGACGCGCCAAGUGGCGUCGGGCAAACAAUGGCUGCCAGUCAUCGGAGGGGCUCGGUUCACCGCACAGCCAUGGGGAUCCGGCCAAAGCUCCAACCGAGGUCGGUGGAUGUGGUACCACUGGGUCCGGUCGGGCACACAAAUAUUCCUCCGAUGGCUACGACGACGAAAUCCCCGAGGGUGGACAAUUUGCUCGGUCGUCCAAUCACUCCACGCGCCGGUCUUCGGUGGAUUAUGAUUGCAAGAGCUCGGACAACUAUUCGGAACCGGAUGAUGGCUCGAGCGAGGAACAGGAGAACGACGUGGACGGGGAACCGACGUCGCCUAUAAAUGUUGUGUAG
Messenger RNA from Anopheles coustani, 1053 nucleotides. It is a transcript of the gene HHEX, whose product is annotated as hematopoietically-expressed homeobox protein HHEX homolog. Lineage: Eukaryota; Metazoa; Arthropoda; Insecta; Diptera; Culicidae. Gene Ontology annotation, molecular function: DNA-binding transcription factor activity, RNA polymerase II-specific; RNA polymerase II cis-regulatory region sequence-specific DNA binding. The coding region runs from base 1 to 1053 and encodes 350 amino acids. The record is from RefSeq and is a predicted model, not a curated record. The transcript is spliced from 3 exons. Gene Ontology annotation, biological process: regulation of transcription by RNA polymerase II; cell differentiation.